This is a messenger RNA of Debaryomyces hansenii CBS767, 2829 nucleotides long. RefSeq lists its product as uncharacterized. Gene Ontology annotation, molecular function: protein binding. The record is from RefSeq and is a predicted model, not a curated record. The coding region runs from base 1 to 2829 and encodes 942 amino acids. The transcript has a single exon. Lineage: Eukaryota; Fungi; Ascomycota; Pichiomycetes; Serinales; Debaryomycetaceae.
AUGCAUAUUAGGGCACAGGCAUUGCCAUCCAAGCUAAGGAAUGCAAUACAUUUUUCGAGAUUUUCGACAUGUAUUUGCACACCGAGGUUUAUAUCUGUUAUGGAGGAUUGCCCCAGCAUUACGAAGCCUAUUAUCCAUCAUCGAGCAUAUUCAAAGGUAUCUUGGUUUAACCCGUUGAGUAAGUUCAAUGAUCUGAAGAAGAGUUUGAAUAAAGGAAAUUUGGAUGUAAUUAUCGAGGAACCGAAUGAAAAUAUUGAGACUACAGUAGAAGGAGAUUAUUUCCGAACGUUCAAGCAUUAUUUGAAAACUACCGAAAUACCAGUAAACUUACGAAGACGUAUAUUAAGUGAUAAGUUAUCAGAGUUUGUAAACAAGGUGCCGAGCUUUGGCGAAAAUCCUAUGACACUCCCCAUCUUGAACAGUGUUUUUUUAAACUUAUAUAAUCUUAAUGGAAGACAAUUUGAAGACUCGAAAACAGGAUUAAUAAAGGGGGUUUUAAACCUCGAGGAUCUAAUUGCGUUGUUUGAAAAGUCUUCCAUAGCAGUGUCAAGUGGGAAAGAUGGAGAUGUACUCUUACCAGAGUUUAUGGCUAUUUUGGCACAAUAUUUUUUGAGACAGGAAUCAAAUUCGGUGCCAGUGAAGCUCUUAGUGCAUGUCGUUGACUUGGGAUCAUCAGUUAGGUAUAGUAACUUAAGAAAUACAUUAGAGUUACUCGUAAAAAGUAGGAAAUCGAGUUUAACUCCUGAAUUUACAAUGCAUUUAUUGAAAUAUUAUGAUACUAAAGGGUUGUUAUCACUGAGUGUGUUCGAUGAUAUUUUGUUUGUGAGCAAACGGUAUCCAAAGGCGGAGAUAAUCGAUGAUUAUUUCUAUUAUAAAUAUAUAGAGUAUGUUGAGCUGUUGUAUGCCGACGUACCACCUAGGGUUCACGAAUACAAAUGCUUGGAGAAAGAUAUUGACAGAAUUCAAAUUAUUACCAACACAAAGGUUAUAGAGGGUGCAGUACUUGAUAAGUUAUCGGUGGGAGUAUGGCUUAAAUUAUUGAAGCUAACUACGGAGCUAGAGACUGUAAAUAGGAGAGUUGAGACGCAACAAUCGAUUACAAAGAUCCUAGAUUUCAUUGUUAAUCAGCCUAAAGAGCAACUAGAUUCAACAUUGCAAUUGAUUAAAGAUGAAAUAUUUAAACAAGAUUUUGGAGAUGAAGCUCUAGCUGAGAAUCUCCUAUUAAUAACAUGGUCGAACCCUAGGUAUAAGAUUAUUGCACAAAUGUUGACUAAUUAUAUUUUAGCAUUUGAUGUAAAGUUUUCGGAAAUUUUAAGAUUCCAAGCAGACGUACAGAAUUUUGUUGGAAACGCACCGCAAGGUUUAUCGGAAGUUGAAUUAGCCAAUACAGUCAUUGAUAGAGUAGACCAGUUGAUUAAGAAACUAGAAGAAAAUGAACUUGAAAGUGAAGAGAAGAUCGACUUGUCAGAGUUAUAUAAUAGGAUUAUUCAAUCACUCCUUCCAAUAGGAAGAAUUUUGCCUAGGGGAGAUUUCACUGACUCUAUAACGAGAUAUUUUCAAGAAUCGCAAAAUGUUGAGCCUUCUAUAUACUCGUACAAGUAUCGUCUUGAUAAAGCAAUCGAUCUAUCAGAUCAUAUACAAGCGAUCAAUAUUUUUGAAGAUAGUUUGGAAAGCUUUACACAAUGGCCAUGCCAUAGUGAUCCAACAGUCCAUCGUUCCUUGAAUGAUUUAAUUAUUCUUAUAUGCCAUAAUAUGGAUGAUAUUCAGCUGAUUUUUCCAAUUUUUACGAAAAUCAAACAACAAAUGGUCAACACGCGAUGUAGCGUUGGAGCAAUUAAAUCAAUGGCAGUAAAAAUGUUACGAGCUCAAUAUGUCGGUGAUUUAAUCGAAAUGCUCAAGAGAGAAUUACCAAAAAUAGAUAAAGAUGAUACCAUAAAAUUACCAAUCGAAGGCGAAUACGGUAUGAAGUAUGGGGAACUCUUUAAAAUUUUGCAUGAAUUUGUAAUAACAUACAAUAAUGAAGAGACGCAUGAGACAAAUUGGGUUUUAUAUGGGGAGUUACACAAAUAUUUCCAUGUUCCGUAUGAUACUUACUUACCAGCAAUUAAGUUUUUCAGUGAAAAAGAUAGAUUAAAUGCAGCAUUAAUCAUAUUUAGACAGAUUAAAAAGUUGAGUGAAUUGCAUGGAAAUCAUAACCACUUACCACCUCUGAGAGAUAUGUAUAUGUAUUUGUUCCAAGUAUUUGGUGAUAAAUUGUAUGAAGAAGGAGUUGAGGAGGUGCAUGAAUAUCUAAAGAUGGAUAUAAGUAUUCCUAAACAAGAUAUUUCUUUGCAGAAUGCAAUUUUGAAUGCAUAUUCUAAUUUACAAGAAGUGGGUAGAGCCAAGGAUUUAUUCAUAUCAAUGUCAACCGUCCCAAAGUUGAUAGGAGGAAUUAAUGAAGAAACAAUCCAGAUAAUGAUCAAAACAUAUACAUACAGCGAUAUGAUAUACGUACAAAAAUUUUGGAAUAAUUUAUCACAAUAUGGAAUAAUCCCGAACUAUCCUAUUUAUAGACAAUACCUAAUUGCGCAUGUAUAUCACGGACUUAUUGAAGAUGCAAUUCAACUCACGGAAGAUAUGAAAGACUACGAUUUGGAAGUGUCGGGCGAUACUUUACUUUCGAUGCACAACUAUUGUUUGGAAGCUUCUGAUCAAAAACAAAUUGCCGAAUGGGCAACCGAAAACUACAAGGACAAAUGGGAUGAGGUAGUCAACUCAGGCUAUUUGAAGGGCGCUGAACAAUAUAUGCCCGAAAAUAAUUUAAUUGUUGGCAGUAAUGCUAGUGAUUAA